This is a messenger RNA of Thlaspi arvense, 543 nucleotides long. The record is from the annotation of a GenBank genome assembly. Lineage: Eukaryota; Viridiplantae; Streptophyta; Magnoliopsida; Brassicales; Brassicaceae.
AUGGAAUCUUCUUCGUUGAUCACUCCAGAAGAUGUUUUGGAGAGUUUGAUGAAUGAUGGUACCAUCGAUGCCAUGAGACUGAAGAUUAUCAAUCAGCUCAAAGCUAAUGAAGAGCUUAAGAAUACCACCAUUAAAAUGGCAGAACAAAGUAAAGUUCUUAACACUCCUGGAGCAGAAAAGCAGACAAAAAGAGAGUUGUUUGAUGCACUCCGGCAAGAACUUGAAACGUCAGUGCUUGAGAAAGCCUCUAAGUCGGUUUGGGAGUUAAUCUUGGACAACAAUGGACUGGGGAAGGAAAUAAGUGAAACUGUUGAACGGGUAUUUUGUCGGUUAAGUGGCCGUGAGCCUCCAUUAUUCCCAUCAAAUGUUGAUACCCAAUCCGACAAAGGCAAAGAUGUAGAAAUUGGGAAGGAGAACUCAGACUCCACAUCAAAGAAAAGAAAAUUUGAUGAGGUGAACUCUGAAGAUGGGGCAGAUGAAGUUGCAAGUGGAUCUAGCAAACCUUCUGCUGCAUCAGAUGAUUCUGGCAAGGUUGCAAAGUGA